This is a messenger RNA of Zasmidium cellare ATCC 36951, 1821 nucleotides long. RefSeq lists its product as uncharacterized. The transcript has a single exon. The record is from RefSeq and is a predicted model, not a curated record. The coding region runs from base 1 to 1821 and encodes 606 amino acids. Gene Ontology annotation, cellular component: acetolactate synthase complex. Gene Ontology annotation, molecular function: acetolactate synthase activity; flavin adenine dinucleotide binding; thiamine pyrophosphate binding. Gene Ontology annotation, biological process: L-valine biosynthetic process. Lineage: Eukaryota; Fungi; Ascomycota; Dothideomycetes; Mycosphaerellales; Mycosphaerellaceae.
AUGGCAACCGAUGUAGAGAGCUCAAUCGAAUAUGGCAGCGACGCCAUUGCCCUUCAGCUCUCCCGCCUUGGGUUCGAAUAUGUGGCCAUGGUGCCAGGAUCCACGUACAAGGGCCUGCACGACAGCCUGGUGAAUUUCGAUUUUGGAACGGGCACAAGACCAGAGUUGCUGGUCUGUCUACACGAGGAACACCCAGUACAUAUCGCCCAAGGCUAUGCCAAAGUUGCCAACAAGCCCAUGGCCGUUUCUGUCCACGCCAAUGUCGGCCUGAUGCAUGCGAUCAUGGCCAUAUACAAUGCCUUCUGCGACCGAGUUCCUAUGCUGAUACUGGGCGCUACUGGCCCUCUGGACUCUUAUCGACGCCGUCCAUGGAUUGACUGGGUGCACACCUCUCUCGAUCAGGCCGCAUUGAUUCGUCCAUUCAUCAAAUGGGAUGACCAACCGUUGUCCCCGAAUGCAGCUAUCCGGGCAGUGCUUCAAGCGACUUCGAUCACUGCUUCGAAGCCCUGCGCACCUACAUAUGUCUGUUUGGAUUCGGCAAUGCAGGAAGCAAAAGUGAACCCAGCAGACAUCCACCUGCCUGAUACCGGGCGCCGAUUGGCUUCACUCAAACCUCCCGGACCCUCGACAAUGGAUGUCAAACUGGUUUCCGAAGCCAUCGCCAGAGCAAAACAGCCCCUCUUCAUGAUGGGUCGAAUGCGUGCCAGUCCUGGAUCAUGGCGCGAGCGUAUUGCGCUGGUGGAAAGCCUUCCUCACGCCAAGGUUCUUACCGACUUGAAGCAGAUUGCCCCUUUUCCAACAUGGCACAAACAACAGCCCGCGCCGCCCGGUGUGUCUCUGAGCGAGGUGGGCGGAGACUUGAUCAGAUCUUCCGACCUCCUGAUAGCUUUGGAUUGGGUUGACCUGGCGGGCACGCUGAGUGCAGCUCACGGUGGACCACAGGUUGUGGAGCCCGUGAUGACCAUCGUUCAAGUAAGCCUCGAUGCUGCACUGCACAAUGGAUGGAGUCAAGACCAUUUCUCUCAGCCGCCAGUUGAUAUCGCGGUCCAGUCCGACCCAGACAUUUUUGUUUCGACUUUACUCCAAGAGAUAGAGAAGCUUCCAGCCGUGCCUACGUUGCCUGCCAUCAUGGUCUACCCCAAUGGGGUCAUGAAGCCAGUUCAGGGGGGAGGAGAUCGCAGGGAUAAAACAAUAUUCAUGCACGAUCUCUCUUCCAGCCUCUACUCCGCUUUAUCGCCCGACGAGAUUUGUCUCGUCCGAAUCCCGCUCAGUUGGACAGGAGAAGAAGUGCGUGCUACGCACCCGUUUUCUUUCCUAGGCUGGGACAGUGGCGGCAGACUCGCAAGUGGACCUGCGAAUGUAAUUGGGGCUGCCCUGGCACUGCAGAAAGUCCAGCCAUCGCUCCACGCAGUGGCUGUCGUUGGGGAUGGCGACUUUUUGAUGGGCUGCACUGCGCUCUGGACUGCCUCCAGAUACCGCAUCCCACUACUCGUUGUCGUGGCGAACAAUCAUAGCUUCUUCAACGAUGAGGUUCAUCAAGAACGUGUGGCAACAGCCCGAUCGCGACCGGUUGAGAACAAGUGGAUUGGAAUGCGUCUGGAUGAUCCAGCGCCUGACGUGUCAUCGCCAGCAAAAAGUCUCGGAUGCACCGUCGUCCGUUCGAGCAUUGUCGAUUCGGUGCACGAGUUGCUGCCAGCUCUCCAUGAUGCAGCCACCGAGCUCAAAAAUGGCAAGACCGUGGUACUAGACGUGCAUGUGAGUCCCACAGGAUAUCGAACGGCACUGGAGAAGGGUGUACCGGCAGGGCAAUCUGUGGUCUAG